UCCUUCCCUCCACUUUCUUAAUCUGGUUUCUUCCCCUUUCCUUUCCAACCCUGAUUGAAGGGUCUCCGCCGGAAACGCCGAUCGUUUACUCCUUUUCAUAGUUGCCGCCUGUCCUGCGGAGUCUCUCCAGCAUUUUGUGUGUGCUACACGGUUCGUUACGGGUCAUUUAUGAUUUUAUCCACUCGCGCUCACUCAUUUGGAAGGAUAACAAACAUUGUAUACAACGAACCCGAAGUUCCUCAGAAUGGCGUACGAUUAAGUUUGGAAAUCACACUUUUGGAAAUCCCCCUUCCUGAAAGGAAAGCGAUUGUUCCCGCUCGAUACAGUGCAAGAUGAGGCGGUGUAUCUUUCAAUAUUUGCCCCGUCAAUAUGAUUGACACCGAUUUUUCUGUAGCGGCGGGGGUGGGGAGGGUGUCGCUGGCGACAUCUCACUCAUUUGGAAUGAUAAGCGAAGCGGGGCGGAGCUGUUGCUUGUUUGGUCGCAGGAAGGGCUGAGGAUAGCAUGAGGUAAGGGCAGCCGCUCGCUCGUUUUCCUAGGGUCGGCGUCGAGGGAGAGGUUAUAGGGGAGGAGGGAAUCUACUCGAACUUCUCACCGUCAUGUUUCCGUAGAGGAGAGGCGCAGGCUCCAUCCGCCAACAUUGCCGAGCUCAGCGAUGGACAACUCGAUAACUCUAUGGCAAUUCCUACGGCAGCUUCUGGAUGAGAACAAAAAUGAUCUCAUCUGCUGGACAUCCAAGGAUGGGGAGUUCAAGUUACGGAAUGCGGAAGAGGUAGCACGGCUAUGGGGAAUGCGCAAGAAUAAAACCAACAUGAACUAUGACAAGUUGAGCCGAGCUCUUAGGUAUUACUACGACAAGAAUAUCAUCAAGAAAGUAAAUGGGCAGAAGUUUGUGUAUAAGUUUGUGUCGCUGCCAGACAGCCUGGCAAUGGAGUCGGACAAGUACGAUGGUGGUGAGAGUGAGUGGCCGAUCGGCAGGGCUGGGGAGAAAGGCCUUUCAUUGCCCAGGCAACUGAAGGCCAGCACUAGAGUCUCAUCAAGAAAUGAGUAUAUGCGCUCAGGGCUCUAUUCCACGUUCACCAUCCAGUCUCUGCAAAGCACCAACCACCGCCCCAGGGAAGCCAGCAACCUUCUGAAAAACAUGGAGGUGCCAGAGCAGGAGAGCAAAGCCCAGGUGCUGGAGAGCCUUGCUGAGGAGCUGGAGCUCAAGCAGCAGAAAGAAGAGGAACCACAUUCUCAGGCCUACAGUGACUCUUCAAUGGAAACCUUGAGUGAUAUUUCCCACCAAGGAGACCUCAAAGUGAAGAUGGAGGUGACAGAUAAUUUGGAUUGUAUCAUCUUGGAUGCCAUACCGGCUGCUGAAGAGUUAACUCAGGCUCCGAGUCCCAGCAAGAAACAGUCAGGAAGCAACAGUAACCUUCAGCCACCAAAACCCAAGAAGCCAAAGGACCUGGAGCUCCCCACAACACUCCUCACAACCCAGAAUAGUCCUCCUCCAGAUAAAAGUAACCCUGGCCUUUUGAACACAGUGGUCCUCCCACCCUCUAGUUCGGUUACUCCAACGCUGAUCACGCAACACGUUCAGACUCCGAUAAUACUGACACCAAAUACCUUGCCAUCUGCCAUUCAUUUCUGGAGUACCCUCAGCCCCAUAGCUCCAAUGAGUCCUGCAAAGCUCUCGUUCCAGUUUCCCUCAGCCGGAAAUACCCAGAUCCACAUCCCCAUUGCCAGUAUGGAUGGACUAUCAACACCAGUGCUUUCUUCGCCGGCUCUCCAGAAACCUUAAGUGAUCUUGGCAUUACUCUGUUGAUGGAGCAGAAGACAGAAUUUGAUGUUGUGCAUAAAUCUCUUCAGGCUGGACUGUUGGAGAAGAUAUUUAGUGCCAUCAGCAAGGAAAAUUGUUGAAGCUUUGAGGUGGAGUGUGAGGGGAGGACCAAACUCAAUCCAGACUCCGUUGCUCGUACAGUGUGCCUGAACCCUUGAAUUGCUGCUUCAAAGCAAGUUAAUUACCUCACUCACAGUAGUUCCAUCUUGAGGCAGGAAGUUGUGGGUUCAAGUCCCACUCCAGCAACCAGAGGGACAAUAAAACCUCGUCACUGCAGGGCAGUGCAGAGGGAGUGCAGCACUGUUCAAGGUGCUGACCUCAGGGUUAGGUAUUGAUGUGAGCACCACUUACCCUCGAAGGGGGAAGAAGACCAGAGGCUCCUGUUGUCCUGAGCCCCUCAGUCAAUAUUAUCCGGGAUCUUCACUUAGUUGUUUUCUGAAAGUUUGACUUGCACAAAUUGGCCACCUCACUUCAUAGUAACAUGAGUGACUACUAAAAGUGCUUCUUUGAAUGUCAUGGAUUUUGCAAUAUUCUGGAAGGGAUGUGCGAGGUGCUAUUGAAAUGCAAAUCUUCCUCUCAGAAAUGAGUCAAAUAAGCUUUCAGGCUGGAAAUCAACAUCUGCCAGUUGUACAGGAGCUGGCCUUUUGAGGUGAACCUGAACCAUCUGAUCAGUAUGGCACCCAAGGAAACUCGUGAGCAUUUUGUUGGAAUGUCAGUUAUUAAAUAAGUUAGUGAUAAUCAAAAUCAGAAUUGUUUAAUAUCACUGACCUAUGUCAUGAAAUUUGUUAUUUUGCAGCAGUAGUACUGUGCAAUUCAUUAAAAAUACUACAAAUUACAAAAAGAAUAAUAUAUUAAAAGAUUAAAUUAAAUAUGUAGUGGAAAAAGAGAGCAAGAAGAGUGCAGUAGUGUUCAUGGAUUGGUAAUGGACCAUUCAGAAAUCUGAUGGUGGGGGGAAGAAGCUAUUCCUAAAAUGUUGAGUGUGUUUAUUCAGGCUUGUGUCUCUCCUCCCGGAUGGUAGUAAUAAGAAGAGGGCAUGUCUUGGGUGAUGGGGACCAUGAUGAAACUAUUGGAAUUUUGUGAAAAAACAAUCAUGACAUGC
Hypanus sabinus (Atlantic stingray) is the source of this 2922-nucleotide messenger RNA. RefSeq names its product ETS domain-containing protein Elk-1-like. The record is from RefSeq and is a predicted model, not a curated record. Gene Ontology annotation, molecular function: DNA-binding transcription factor activity, RNA polymerase II-specific; sequence-specific DNA binding. Lineage: Eukaryota; Metazoa; Chordata; Chondrichthyes; Myliobatiformes; Dasyatidae. Gene Ontology annotation, biological process: cell differentiation; regulation of transcription by RNA polymerase II. The coding region runs from base 654 to 1784 and encodes 376 amino acids. Gene Ontology annotation, cellular component: nucleus. The transcript is spliced from 5 exons.